UCUCUUAUCCUUUGAUUAUUUACUCUGUGAUUUUAUUGUCUUUUUUACUAAACUACCUACCUAGCCAAUUUUAUUACAAAGAAUGUUUUUUGGUAACUUUGGGAAUCAUUUCUAUUUAGUUUGUGGAUUACUAACUCCUUUCCGUUUUGAAAAUAUUUGAAAGAAUACUUAUCUUUGUACUGUAUUGAAUCUAAAAACCAAAAAUGUCGAAGAUAUUUACACCAACAAAUCAAAUACGUUUAACCAACGUUGCAAUAGUUCGGUUAAAAAAAGGCGGAAAGAGGUUUGAAAUAGCGUGCUAUAGAAAUAAAGUGAUAUCAUGGCGAAAUAAAUUGGAACAAGACAUUGAUGAAGUAUUACAGACACACACUAUAUUUUCAAAUGUCUCCAAAGGACAGGUAGCGAAAAAGGAGGAUUUGUUAAAAAUAUUUGGAAAUGACGACUCCACAGAAAUAUGCAAGGUGAUAUUGGAAAAAGGGGAGCUUCAGGUUUCAGAUAAGGAGAGACAUUCUCAAAUAGAAUCUCUUAUGAAAGAUAUUGCUACAACUGUUGCUGAUAAAUGUGUAAAUCCUGAAACAAAACGACCUUAUCCUGUAUCAAUUAUAGAGAAAGCUAUUAAAGAUGUACAUUAUUCUGUUAAUGUUAAUAAAAGUGCUAAACAACAGGCUCUAGAUGUUAUACAGCUUUUGAAAAAGGAGAUACCCUUGGAAAGAGCACAAAUGAGGGUAAGAAUUUUAUUAACUGGGAAAGAUGCAAAAAAAAUAAAAGAUAAAGUCAUUAAAUUAGCUAUGAGUGUUGAAGAAGAAAACUGGGAUUCUGGAACAGCUAAUAUAAUUUGUUUAAUAGAUCCUGGGAAUUUCAGGAAUUUGGAUGAAAUGAUCAGAAUGGAGACAAAAGGAAGUGGUCAAUUUGAGUUGUUAAAUUUGAAAGAAAUGGUAGAAGGAGAACAAACUUUAUAAGCUGUCGUCCACAAAAUUACAAAUAAAUUUUGUUUACAUAGUGAUUUUUAAAUGAAUAAAAUUCUCUUUACUAUUAAAUAACACAGAUGUCUUGACUGAGAAACAAUUAUACUACGAGCCUCUUAUACAUGAUGCUGGGAGAAAUGGUCGUAAAAAUAAUUACCGAUUGUCAUUGAAGAAAAGAAGAACAAUAAAAUUCUCAUUCUGUAUUUAAAAAAAAAAACAAAUUUUCUUUUUAGAUAAUAUCAUCAUUUUAAGAAAGUAUUAACACGGAUAAAAACUAUAAGAAUAUUUUUAAUCUUAAUCAUACUAAUAAAAUAAUUUGUUUUGUUGCAUGAUCA
Galleria mellonella (greater wax moth) is the source of this 1300-nucleotide messenger RNA. RefSeq names its product ribosome maturation protein SBDS (gene Sbds). The record is from RefSeq and is a predicted model, not a curated record. Gene Ontology annotation, biological process: cytosolic ribosome assembly; ribosome biogenesis. Lineage: Eukaryota; Metazoa; Arthropoda; Insecta; Lepidoptera; Pyralidae. The coding region runs from base 204 to 959 and encodes 251 amino acids. The transcript is spliced from 2 exons.